GAGAUUAGGGUUUCAGAUUUUGUCAAUAAAGAGAACAGAGAAUUCGAUUUCUGUAACGAACCGACGCCGGCGAUGGGAGCGUCAACUUCAUCGGAGCCAAAGCUUUCUCCGGAACAACAGGAAGCGGAAAACGUCGCAUCCACCACCGGAGCUCUUCCAAUACUUCAGAAAGCUUUCUCCAAGUUCGCCAACUCCGAAACAAACGCAAUUCCCUUAGAAAAUCUACAAAAAUGCUUUAGUUUCGUUCGCGAAGGUCGAAGUUACACUACCGAGAACGUAAACGAUUCGUUUCCGGUGUUAUUGGAUCAAUUAGGUUCAUCUUUAGUUGAUCAAUUUUUUAUUUCUGAUAAAGGAGGAAUAAACUGGGUUGAAUUUGUGAAAGGUUAUAACAAGUGUUGUUCUAGGGUUUCAGCAUCGAUUUUUUUAAACAAGUUUAUUAGAGUGUUUAUUGAUGUUGCUAAAAAAGCGAAUUUGUCUCUGAAUUUGGAGUUUGAAACAGAUGAUGUUGAUUGUAAGGUCAACGGUUACCUUCUUCCGAAUCAUGUGUUUCUGUUACUUUCCAUUUGUUGGGCUAUGUCUUGGGAUUGUAGAAAUUUGAAAGGGAAGGGAAAUUUGAGUGUACCAGAUUUGAGUCAUUUGGUGUUAUCAGCGGUUACGUCGUGUGUUGAUGAUAAAGAUGGGUUUGAUGUGUGGGAUUGUGAGGUUUUGAGCUUGGAAGUUGAGAUUCCUGUAGGGAAGUUUGUUACAUGGGUUAUCAGUACAGUGCCAUGUCUCCCUGAUUGCUUAAAGCAGUAUUUUCAUACAAGACUGCAAAUUGCAGUAGCUGAAGGGGAUGAAUCGGCAUCCUCUGAUUCCUCUUCUGUUGGAGAAAUUUCAUCUACAACUGCAUGCGAUUCUAUUUUAACCCAAGGAAGGGCGUGGGCAAUUUCUAUCACACAGAGAAGUACAAUAAAUGAAGAGAUUUCUAGAGCCUUUAUUAACAGUGGAGCUGGAAUUGAUGAGAACCUCAUUUAUCGUUCAUCCACCCAUGGAAGAGGCCUCAACAGAUUUUGGUCUCAUGUUGAAGGUUAUCACGGUCCGUUGCUAAUUUUGAUUGCUGCAAGUUCAGGAAAUGAUCACGAAGGAAAUUCUGCAAUCAGGAAAUUUGUUUUAGGUGCCCUAACAAACGAAGGUCUUGAAAAUAAAGAUAUCUUCUAUGGAACUGCCGGUUGUUUAUAUUCUUUAAGCCCGGUGUUUCAUGUAUUUCCACCAUCUGGUAAGGAAAAAAAUUUCGUUUAUAGCCACUUGCAUCCUACUGGAAGAGGAUACCAAUCACAUCCAGCGCCAGUUGGAGUUGCAUUUGGAGGAAGUGCGGGAAAUGAGAGAAUAUUUAUUGAUGAAGAUUUUUCAAAAGUGAUCAUUCGCCACCAUGCUGUUGACAAAACUUACCAGAGCGGUGCCCUCUUUCCAGAUCAGGGUUUCCUACCUACUGAAGCUCUCAUUUCAGAAGUUGAAGUUUGGGGACUUGGUGGGAAAGCAGCAAAGGAUGUUCAAAACAAAUAUAAGAAGAGAGAAGAACUUUUCACUGAUCAAAGACGAAAAAUUGACCUGAAGACAUUUGCAAAUUGGGAGGAUUCACCUGAGAAAAUGAUGAUGGAUAUGAUGUCUGAUCCAAAUGCUGCACGAAGGGAAGAGCGUUGAGCAAACAUAUAGUGUUGCUUUGCUUAGUGCAAUACUUUAACUGGCUUGAGAUCCUCCAACGGUUUAUCAUGUGAUUGUUCUUUAUAUUUCAGGCUUGCGAUCCUCAAGAAACUGUACAUGAUAUAGAAAUUGUCUAUAAGAAAAAUAUUUUGCGUGCCAAUCAUCUUCUUGAGAA
This is a messenger RNA of Trifolium pratense (red clover), 1855 nucleotides long. RefSeq lists its product as uncharacterized. NCBI's taxonomy places the organism in Eukaryota, Viridiplantae, Streptophyta, Magnoliopsida, Fabales, Fabaceae. The transcript is spliced from 7 exons. Bases 73 to 1680 code for a protein of 535 amino acids. The record is from RefSeq and is a predicted model, not a curated record.